Molecule: messenger RNA, 2283 nt
Organism: Mycotypha africana
Lineage: Eukaryota; Fungi; Mucoromycota; Mucoromycetes; Mucorales; Mycotyphaceae
Product: methylenetetrahydrofolate reductase-domain-containing protein
Exons: 5
Coding region: 320-2014 (564 amino acids)
Biological process (GO): tetrahydrofolate interconversion
Cellular component (GO): cytosol
Molecular function (GO): FAD binding; methylenetetrahydrofolate reductase [NAD(P)H] activity
Source: RefSeq, a predicted model, not a curated record
UUGUCCAUUACUUGUUUGCAAAAAGUUCGACCCCGGAUCUAUUUAGAGUUCUCUAUUUCUUUUUCUCUAUUUCCGAAUCUGUAACUCUUUUUCUUUGCCCUUUAUAACAGACUUAUUACAAUGAAAAUCAUCGACAAAAUUCAUAAUGCAGAGAAAGAACGCCGUAGCUUCUGGUCCUUUGAGUAUUUUCCACCGAAAACCGAAAUGGUAUGGUAGUGUUUUGCUGUCUAAGUGAAGCACAAAGUUCUAAAAAAAACCUGAUGGCCAUGUUCAUUCCAACUUUUUGAGAAUUUAGGGACUUCACAAUUUAUAUGACCGUAUGGAGAGGAUGCAAAGAUUCGGUCCCGAAUUCAUCGAUGUCACUUGGGGCGCAGGUGGUUCAUCAGCAAAACUGACAACUGAAAUCGUGGGAACAGCACAAUCGGUAUAUGGCUUAGAAACUAUGAUGCACUUGACAUGUACUAACAUGCCUGUAGAGAAAAUAGAUUCAGCUUUAAAGGCUGCAAAAGCUUUCGGCUGUCAAAAUAUUUUAGCAUUGCGGGGUGAUCCCCCAAAAGGACAGAAAAAUUGGGAAUUAUGCGAAAACGGAUUCACAUUUGCCAUAGAUUUAGUACGUUAUAUACGAGAAAAAUAUGGUGAUUAUUUCUGUAUAGCAGUUGCAGGUCAUCCUGAAGGCCAUAUCAACAAUGAAAGUAAACAAGACGAUUUGAGGAGACUAAAAGAAAAAGUGGAUGCCGGAGCUGACUUGAUCGUUACUCAACUUUUUUUUGAUGUCGACAUUUUCAUACAGUUUGUCCGACGAUGCCGUGAGAUCGGUAUCACUUGUCCAAUCUUGCCAGGCAUUUUCCCUAUUCAGAGUUACGGUGGUUUGAAACGCGUCGUUUCGUUCAAUAAUAAUGUAGUGCCCGAUAAAAUCUGGAAAGAACUUGAUCCCAUUAAGGACGAUGAUCAAGCAGUGAAGGAUUAUGGAAUUGAUCUAGCAGUGCAAUACAUUGAAAAGAUACGAGAAGAAACAGGUAUACAAGGAUUUCACAUAUAUACUUUCAAUUUGGAGCGAUCGUCACGAUUGAUUCUGGAGAGAUUAAAGCUUGUACCCGAACAAGAACACGUCAAACCAUUACCAUGGAAUCCUUCCCUUGGAUUGAAUCGAACCAAAGAAAAUGUACGACCUAUCUUUUGGAAAAACCGUUCUCAUAGCUACAUCCAACGUACUGAAUCAUGGGAUGAAUUUCCUAACGGUCGCUGGGGAGAUUCACGCUCUCCAGCUUUUGGUGAAUUCGACCGCUGGGGAGUAUCUAUUAAAUAUCCGAUUGAGAAGCGUUUAGCCUUAUGGGGUGAGCCUACGUCUGUUGAUGAAAUUGCUCUCUUGUUUGCUCGUUAUUGUAAAGGAAAAUUGGAGGGCCUACCAUGGAGUGCACAAAAGUUAGACCCUGAAACAGACAUUAUCAAGCAAAGGUUGGCGGCUAUCAAUUUACUAGGCUAUUUAACAAUUAACUCCCAGCCAGCUGUAAAUGGUGCGAAGAGCAGUGAUCCUAUUUACGGCUGGGGCCCUAAGAAUGGAUACGUCUUUCAAAAGGCAUAUCUAGAGUUUUUUGUUCCUCAUGAUAAGUUGGACGACUUAACAAAGAAGAUUGAAAAAGAUCCAGAAGUAACCUAUUUUGCAGUAAACAAUAAGGGUGAUUUGAAAACAAAUGCACCGAGUGAUGAACCUAAUGCGGUAACAUGGGGUGUAUUUCCAGGUAAGGAGAUCAUUCAGCCUACUAUUGUGGAAAAAACAGCGUUCAUGGCAUGGAAGGAUGAAGCAUUUGCUUUAUGGUAUGAGUGGGCUCAUACUUACGAUCGCAAGAGCGUUACAGCAGAAAUUAUCUUGGAUAUUUACAAUAAUUGGUAUCUGGUCAACAUUGUGCAUAAUGACUUCCAAAAUGAAAGUGGUAUUUGGCGCUUAUUCGAUCUUGAGAUAGACGGUGAUUUAUCUAAAAAAUUACGACAUACUUCUUCUCAUACUACCUUUUGAUUUUGAAGUUGUUUCGCAUAGUCAACAUGCUGUAACAUAAGUAAUAAACUGCGUAACCAUAAUAUACCAAUAUGGGACUUUUUUCAAAGCAACUUUUUCUCCGUAACCAAAGGAGCCGAAAAAGCAUUUAAUUUCAACAAAUGACGCUGUUUCUAACUGCCAUCUUCAGGUCGUCAUUUUAUAUCACUUGAAUCGUACACGCCUUAGCAUGCAAAUAAAUAAUAAAUCUUAAUUAGUCAAGAAAAAAGAAUGCAACUGCUGCAAGACAG